AUGUACUGGCAGUGGGCAGGUCUGAUCCUGAACAUCAGUGAGCCACAGGAAAGCUGCCAGAACCUGGGCUUUCCCCAGACACCUGUGCCCAUCGCCCCUGUUUCCAGCCAGGCCCAAGCCUUCCUCACAGUGUGGGAGAAACUUCCCUGGAGCUGCAGGGAAGUGAGGGAUGGGAAAAGUGUACUGCCCAAAACACACUCUGCAGCCUGCCCAUCAUGGCCUCCCUGGCCAACUCACCUGUCUCCUUCAGCUGCAGGAUCAGCUACCCGUACACCCCCCAAUUCAAGGCUUUCACAGUCAGUGACCCACAGCAGCCUGCCCAUCGUGGCCUCCCUGGCUAACUCAGCUGUCUCCUUCAGCUGCAGGAUCAGCUACCCGUACACCCCCCAAUUUAAGGCUUUCACAGUCAGCUACUUUCAUGAAGACCUCCAUGGGCGAAGGAGCCCUGAGAAGCAACAGCCAACCAACUGCCACCCUGGACUGGGCAUAGAGAACCAGACCUAUGCCCUAAACUGCCUGGUCACCCUUGUGCCGUUGGACACAUCAGCGACUGGCACCUACUACUGCUCUGUCAACAGGCCACACCCUGUGGCAACAGGCAGUGGCACCUUCAUCCUGGUCAGAGACACAGGGUACUGAGAGCCCCUGUGGAGCCCUUAGAAGCUCCUGCUCUUUGGCUUCACCGGCCUCCUGAGUGUCCUGAGUGUUGUGGACACAGCCCUGUGGCUCCAGAAGAAGAGGCAGAUGCAGGCUCCACGGAAGGAUCCCACCAGGAAGUGCCCAGCUCCAAGAUCUGCCAGCAGCCCCAAACAGCCUCCUGCAGAAUACGUCUACACA
Messenger RNA from Callithrix jacchus (white-tufted-ear marmoset), 837 nucleotides. The record is from RefSeq and is a predicted model, not a curated record. Lineage: Eukaryota; Metazoa; Chordata; Mammalia; Primates; Cebidae.